UGUACUGCUGAGCUAAAUCCCCAGCCCUCCGCAAGCAAAGAUUUUAAAAUGAUUGUAAACUAUUUUUGCAGGUACCUUUUAGUAAGCCUAGUGCAGUCAGAAAAACACACCUCUUCCGGCCAGUGCACAGCAUUUGGCUUGUAAUGUUGGGUUAUAAUGCCUUCCUCUCCCCCUCCUGCACGGUCGAGAAGCACCGUUCUCUUAGCAGCAGCACCGUCGUAGCUGGUGGCUCCUCAGAUCCCUCCCUGAGGGGCUCUGGCAAGGCUGAGCGCCACCCUCAGCGAGCUGGAGAGGCUGCUUGUUGUCAGGUUGGAAUUACGUAGAAUUUCUGUUCUGGUGGGUUCUGGUAGUAGUUCGGCUUUUGUUACUGCAACCACUUUAGAGGUUUUUGUUCAAAGGAUUGUAACUUGGUUCUAAGUGCUUUGUAGCCCCUUCUUGAGCGUCCUGUCCUUGAGUGCAGGGAAGGACUUAGGUGGCCUCCGAGUCCACAGCUGAGGGCAGGGAGGUCUGUCAGGGAAGUGGUGUGCAGCUGCCCACCGAGGAGGGUGUGGAGCCUCCCGAUGCAGUUCUGUUUCUGUGGUGCUCGGGGGAGCGAGAGUCCAGGGUCUCACUGUACAGCAGAGGGAGCUCCAGCCGCAGCGGGAUGCAGUUUUGUUUGUGCUGGUGAACUUUAUAGUGUGAUUAAGGGAUUCCUUAUUACAGCCGUGAGGUGCAGACGGUAAUUCGAUGGCAGGCACAGCCGUGUAGAGCUUUGAUGAACACUCACGUUAGUGUUAGCAUCAGAUCAGUUAGCCUGGGCACUGGGGUCAGAGACGUUCACCUGCCUUUCUCCCUGUGCUGGUUCUUACUUACCAGGUGUUUUCCAGCCUAACCCUGGGGACACUUUAUUUCCUAACAGGAUUGUUUGUUCUGGGGUUUUUUUUGAGACAAGAUCUCACUGAGUAGUAGUGGGUAUCAUUGAUUUGAGGCCCUUUCUACUAAAAAAAUGACUUACUGGUGAUGACAAAUAGUUGUGAAUCCAGGCUCGCCUCCAACUUGCAGUGAUCCUCCUGCCUCAGCCUCCUCCCCAGUGCUUGGGAAUACAGGUGUGUGCCCCUGCGCCCAGCUGCUCAGAAGAUGGUUUUAGUUAUGGACGAAAGUUUUAGAGGAACUGAGGUGUGGUAAAAAGCAACAGGGCAGGAAUUGUGCUGCACCGUGGUCAGCGGUCAAGCCUUGGAGUUCAGUCCUAAGGUUUGUGCUGGCUCAAGGCCCCCCUGAGCUCUGCGUGGCGGUGCAUUGCUGUUAUCCUAGCACUUUCAGGGGAAGGCUGUCUGUCCAUAGAAAAACAAGGGUUCCUGAAAGUUUUACAAAUUCUUUUUCUUGUACUGGGGAUUGAACCCAAGGCCUUGCACAUGCCGGGCAGUUUUAAAGUUGAGCCCUGACAUGGGGUUACUUUGCUUUUGCCAGGUAAGGAUGCUAAAUCAUGUAUUAGCUCUCAGCUGUGUGCCAUUGUUUGUAGUAGAAAGGACCUCCAGGCAUGCGCCUUGUUAGGAAUUGCUGAAAUGAGCGCGGAUCCUCCUGGGUGUGUGCAGAGGCCGUCGCCUGCCUCUGUGUCUCAUGGAGCUACUUGCCACUGUUGUCAGGGGGUAGUAACUACUUUUCUGGAAUAUGUGCCGUGAUUCUUAGGUUGAAGUAUUGCCAGGACAUCCACACUCAGUAAAUAUUAGCUGGAUGAGUAAAUGACUCCUCAGAACCCUAAAUGACCUGCCCUGUGUACACAUACUUAACACGUUGGUCCACAGGGCCGUUGAGUGUUCUCUGGAGUGCAUAGAUCAGUCCCCAGAAUCUUGAAGUUGGGGAACGCCAAGAGCCAUUGCAGAGCUUCCCCGAGGACAGUGGGCAGAUGCAGAGAAAUGAGGUGCGAGGCCAGGCCGGCAGCUUGCAGGCUGUGAUCCCGUCUGACCAGAAGCCAGGUCUCUCGCGCGGCCGUCCCUGCCUGUGUUCAUUGGCCGCUGUGUGUCCCACCAAGGAGAGGCGCAGAUUGAGAAGGAGAGGCGCAGAUUGAGAUGCAGCGGCGCAGGCUCCUUGCUCCGCCCCAGGGUUUAAUCUGGAGUCUGAGUGGAGAAGCAUGAUGCUGAAACUGUUCUCACUGAAGACCGAAGAUCACGAGGAGGGAGUAGCUUUCCCUCGGAUUGUGAAGAAGGGGAUGGGGACUGGGGCUUUUAGCUCAGUGGUACAGCACCUGCCUAGCAAGCAUGAGGUCCUGAGUUCGGUUUCUGGUACCGGAAGGAAAAAAAAAAAAAAAAAAGGGGAGACUCCUGAGGCCACACAGGCCCUGGCUGGGCUGGGAGGAAGUGGAGGGAAGCAGGGUGUUCUCGCUGGUGUUCACAUCCGUGUCCUGGGAGCGAUUUGCAUGUCUUCUGGUUUUCUUGGGUGGAAUUAACUGACUCCAGCUUUUUUUUUGACACAGUGUCUCACUGUGUAGUUGAGGCUGAUUUGGAAUCACUUCGUAGCCUGGACUGGCCUUCAACUCACUGUGAUCCUCCUGCCUCAGCCUCCCGCGUGCUGAGAUUACAGGCAUGCCCCAUCAUGCCCGGCUGAUUCCAGUUUUGUCAUAGUUGGGACGUUUUGAGAAGCUGUUCACUGCAUGCAGUAAAAAUGAAAGGUAUUGGCUCUGGAGGCUAAUUCUUCAUGUCAGACUCGCAGAGAUACAUGAAGUAAUCCCUUUCUACCCGGCCAACACGUAGUGUGAAAGGUGGACUUCAGAACACUCCAGGGUCCUUCUGGUGAGAUGCUAAGCCGUGUUGGAACGACUGUGCUGAGAGCUGUACGAUAAAGGUGCACAUGCGCAGAGUUUUGGAAACCCCUUGUCUCCACAUUGCUGGAACUGACUGACUUUGUUCAAUUGAACCGCACACUCAGUGGAGACAGAGAGAACUAAUGCUGUGUGCUGAUUGAUAUUUGGAUCACGGCAUCGGGCAGUCUGUGCCUCAUCUGUGGAAAGAACCAGUGACAGUCGCCCAUCCAUCCCUGUGUGUCCCAAGAGCUUCUGACGACAAGCAGUUAGAGGAAUGUACACUUUCUUUUGAACGUCAUAAUAAUAUCUGCUCUGGUUCCAAAGCCUGGGGCUGCUGGAGGUGUGAGUGACAAGUCUCACAAGUGGCCUUAUUCCAACCCCAGAAGUUCCCCAGCGGGCCGCGGCGUCUCCUGUGUGCGCGGCCCCACAGCGGCAGGAAACAUGCCCACGCAGUCCCUGCUCGUGUACAUGGACGGCCCGGAAGUGAUCGGCGGCUCCCUGGGCGCCCAGGUGGAAGCGGAUGAUGCCUUGUCCAUCAAAGGAGCUGCCGCCAUUCCUUUCAGAGCUUCGCAGGAAAAGAACAUACUCCAUCUGGAAGGAUACAUGCCCUUGGAUUGCAUGUUUUGCAGCCAGACCUUCACUCUGGCCGAAGACCUUAACAAACAUGUCUUACUGCAGCACCGGCCUACCCUCUGUGAGCCCGCAGUCCUGCGGGUCGAAGCAGAGUACCUCAGUCCACUUGACAAGUGUCAAGUGCGAGCGGAGCCGCCCAAGGACACGAGCUGCAAAGAAAGCGAGGAGUUCAGCUGUGAGGUCUGUGGGCAGACGUUCAGAGUCGCUUUCGACGUGGAGGUCCACAUGAAGAAACACAAAGACUCUUUCACGUAUGGGUGCAGCAUGUGCGGGAGGAGGUUCAAGGAGCCGUGGUUCCUCAAGAACCACAUGCGCACGCACAACGGCAAGGCGGGCUCCAAGAGCAGCAAGCUGCACCAGGGCCUCGAGGGCCCCGCCACCAUCAACGAGGUGGUCCAGGCGCACUCGGCCGGGAGCGUCUCUUCUCCGUACAAGAUCUGCAUGGUUUGCGGCUUCCUGUUUCCAAAUAAAGAGAGUCUGCUGGAGCACAGCAAGGUGCACGCCAGAGAGGCUGCUUCCGCCAGCCGCGGCCCGCAGAGCGGCGCCAGGCCGGAGGGCUCCCCCGCUCCCCGGGAGGAGCUGCUGCAGUUCUUAAACCUAAGACCCAGGGCUCACGCUGAGCCCGGCAGGACGCCCGCCAAGUGCGUACCUCAGCUCGAUCCCUUCACCACCUACCAGGCGUGGCAGCUGGCCACCAAGGGGAAAGUGGCCAUCGCCCAGGAGGAGGUCAAGGAGUGCGGGCAGGAAGGGAGCACGGACAAUGACGACUCGUGCUCGGAGAAGGAGGAACUCGGGGAAAUUUGGAACGGGAGCAAGUCGGAAGGUUCUGGAAAGUCCAGAACAAAUAAAAGCAGCUAUACAGGCCUCUCACAAGACAAAGAGAAGCCCAGACACGCCAGCGGCGAAGUGCCUUCGGGGGAGGCGGACCCCAAGUUGCCUGGCAGCAAGGAGAAGCCCACGCACUGCGCGGAGUGCAGCAAGGCCUUCCGGACCUAUCACCAGCUCGUGCUGCACUCGCGCGUGCACAAGAAGGACCGGCGCGCCGGCGCGGAUUCUCCCCCCGCAGCCGCGGACGGCAGGCAGCCGGGCACGUGCUCCCCGGACCCGGCCGCCAUGCUGGACGACGGUGCGGCCAGGGACCGAGAGGGCGGCUCUGAGGACGGCUCUGAGGACGGGCUCCCCGAGGGGCUCCACUUGGAUAAAAAUGAUGAUGGAGGAAAACUAAAGCAUCUUACAUCCUCAAGAGAGUGUAGUUAUUGUGGGAAGUUUUUCCGUUCAAAUUAUUACCUCAAUAUUCAUCUCAGAACGCAUACAGGGGAGAAGCCGUACAAAUGUGAAUUCUGUGACUACGCCGCGGCCCAGAAGACGUCCCUGCGGUAUCACCUGGAGAGACACCACAAGGACAAGCAGGCGGACGCCGCGGCCGACGGCAGGGCCGAGGGGAAGGGCCGGGACAGCGAGGACGCGCCCUUCGCCGCCGACAGUGCGCAGCCCAGAACUCUGAAGCGAGCGUUCGACGGUGCCAAAGAUGUGAAAGGCGGCCCCGCCGCCAAGCUGCCGAGGGAGGCGCCCCCCGCCUGCCAGGGCGCCC
Chinchilla lanigera (long-tailed chinchilla) is the source of this 5000-nucleotide messenger RNA. RefSeq names its product zinc finger protein 217 (gene Znf217). The record is from RefSeq and is a predicted model, not a curated record. Gene Ontology annotation, cellular component: nucleus. Gene Ontology annotation, biological process: regulation of DNA-templated transcription. Gene Ontology annotation, molecular function: RNA polymerase II cis-regulatory region sequence-specific DNA binding; DNA-binding transcription factor activity, RNA polymerase II-specific. Lineage: Eukaryota; Metazoa; Chordata; Mammalia; Rodentia; Chinchillidae.